AAAACCAGAGAUGUUGAUGUCCAUUGAUUCUGAAUACGUGAAAUCAAAGAACUGUCACUUAAAAAACUAAAAAUGUGUUGAGAAUUCCAAUAUAAUUUUUGUAUUACGAAACAGCAACAGCCAAACAGCUUGAUUUUAUUGAUUCCGUAAAAUUUCAACUUUGGACCGUGAAACGUGAAAGCACAAAGUAGACAGCAGAAACUUUUCUGCAACUGCAACGAGUUAUGAGGAUAGAACAAAAGGAUAUUAGACAUGCUGGCAAAACCAAUUGUAUGGGAAAAAGUUUAUUAUAUUAUUAGAAACGAAACAAAUUUGAAAAAUAGAUUUCAUAGAAUUGAGUGACAGAAAUCAAACAUAAUAUCACAAAAUAUGUUACCUCUAAACACUACAAUGAUUAUAUUAUGUUUUGUAGGUUAGUCUAGCGUUGUCAUUGUCUAUGCACUAUCAGCUGAAUCCAAAAUGUGUCAUCCUCGCUGAAAUCCAGUUAUUUUUUAGGUUAUAAUAAGUGAUCUCAAAAGAUCACACAUUUUUAAUGACAUUCGUCAGUAAAAUACAAGUAUUAGAUUGUAUUUAAUUUUCUAUUAUUCACAAGCAAUGGGAAUUCUCGAAAAAAUAUCGGAGAUUGAAAAAGAAAUUGCUCGAACUCAAAAAAAUAAAGCAACCGAAUACCAUCUUGGAGUACUCAAAGCCAAAUUAGCCAAAUAUAGAGCACAACUAUUAGAACCUUCAAAGAAAUCUGAGAAAGGAGAAGGAUUCGAUGUAUUAAAGUCAGGAGACGCCAGAGUCGCCCUAAUAGGUUUUCCAUCCGUCGGAAAGUCGACACUGCUUAGUACUCUCACGGCGACUCAGAGUGAAGCAGCAUCGUAUGAGUUCACCACCUUGACAUGUAUUCCUGGUGUAAUUGAAUACAAGGGCGCAAGCAUUCAACUUCUUGAUUUGCCGGGAAUCAUUGAAGGCGCAGCUCAGGGAAAGGGAAGAGGUCGACAGGUGAUAGCUGUGGCUAGAACAGCCGACUUAGUUCUUAUGAUGCUGGAUGCAACCAAACAAACAGUUCAGAUGAAUCUGCUUCAAAAAGAAUUGGAGAGUGUUGGAAUAAGAUUGAACAAGCAAAAGCCUAAUAUCUAUUUCAAGGUGAAAAAGGGAGGAGGAAUAGCUUUCAACUCGACCUGCCCCCUAACGAAAGUGGACGAGAAAUUAGUGCAAAUGAUUCUGCAUGAGUACAAAAUAUUCAAUGCUGAAGUGCUGUUCAGAGAAGACUGCACCGCUGAUGAGUUGAUUGAUGUCAUCUCAGCCAACCGCGUAUAUCUGCCUUGUCUCUACGUUUACAACAAAAUCGAUCAGAUCUCCAUUGAGGAAGUCGAUCGAAUAGCUAGACAACCCAACAGUGUUGUUCUAAGCUGUAACAUGAAGUUGAACCUCGACUUCCUGCUGGACGAGUUGUGGUUCUAUCUGGCACUGAUCCGAGUCUACACCAAGAAACCCGGGCAGCCGCCUGACUUUGACGACGGCCUCAUUCUGCGCAGAGGUGUCACUGUCGAGCAUGUGUGUCAUGCAAUCCAUAGGACCCUUGUCAGUUGCUUCAAGUAUGCUCUCGUCUGGGGUACAAGUACAAAAUAUUCUCCGCAAAGAGUGGGCUUACAGCACGUUAUGCAGGACGAGGAUGUUAUACAAGUUAUCAAAAAAUGAUCCUAUUUCCUAUUCCCAAGCAAUAAACUAUACUUUUCGAUUAUAAACAUA
Nilaparvata lugens (brown planthopper) is the source of this 1737-nucleotide messenger RNA. RefSeq names its product developmentally-regulated GTP-binding protein 2. The coding region runs from base 595 to 1686 and encodes 363 amino acids. Gene Ontology annotation, molecular function: GTPase activity; GTP binding. Gene Ontology annotation, cellular component: cytoplasm. The record is from RefSeq and is a predicted model, not a curated record. Lineage: Eukaryota; Metazoa; Arthropoda; Insecta; Hemiptera; Delphacidae. The transcript is spliced from 7 exons. Gene Ontology annotation, biological process: cytoplasmic translation.